Molecule: messenger RNA, 1377 nt
Organism: Trypanosoma cruzi
Lineage: Eukaryota; Euglenozoa; Kinetoplastea; Trypanosomatida; Trypanosomatidae
Product: trans-sialidase, putative
Exons: 1
Coding region: 1-1377 (458 amino acids)
Molecular function (GO): exo-alpha-sialidase activity
Source: RefSeq, a predicted model, not a curated record
AUGAUUGUUGACUGUGAGAGCAGCCAGAGGGUGUACGAGUCGCGUGACAUGGGGAAAACGUGGACGGAGGCCAUCGGGACGCUUCCAGGCGUGUGGGUCAACUCACAAUUGGAAGACUCCAAGAAAGGAAGCCUGCAUGUGGAGGCCCUCAUCACCGCGACCAUUGAGGGCAGGAAGGUCAUGCUGUACAUUCAGAGAGGGUACGCCUCGGGGGAGAAAAGGGCCACUGCGCUCUACCUUUGGGUCACGGACAACAACCGCUCUUUUUCCCUUGGACCGGUUGUUACGGAGAAUGCUGUGGGGCUGGAGUUCGCCAGCGCCCUGCUGUACUCGGAUGGGAGGUUGCAUCUUUUACAACAGAGGGACAACGAUAAAGGCCGUGUCAUUUCACUUUCCCGUCUGACGGAGGAACUGAAGAAAAUCAAUUCCGUCCUCAGCACUUGGGCGCAAAAGGACGUUUUCUUCUCCAACUUGUCAAUACCCACGGCGGGUCUGGUGGCAGUUUUGUCCAACACGGCUAGCGGUGACACGUGGAGCGACGAGUACCUUUGCCUGAAUGCAACGGUGACGAACGCCACGAAGGUCGAGGAUGGGUUGAAAUUGACGGAGCCUGACUCCGGGGUAAUGUGGCCUGUGAGCAUUCCGGGUGAUAAUGUGCGUCAUGUAUCCUUGAGCCACAACUUCACACUUGUGGCGUCGGUGAUUAUUGAAGAGGCUCCGAGUAAUAACACUCCUCUACUGGGUGCGAUGUUGGGGGACACUAAAUCCACGCAUACCAUGGGAAUCUUGUAUACCGCGGAUAAAAAGUGGGAGACGAUAUUCAACGACAAUACGACAGAAAGUGGCACUUGGGAGUCGGGGAAAGAAUACCAAGUGGCACUCAUGCUGCAAGGCAAAAAGGCCUCUGUGUACAUUGACGGCAAUUUGCUGGGGGAAGAAGUGCUGUUCACAAAUAAGAGGCCACUUGAGCUCGCAUACUUUUGCUUUGGCGCGUGCAAAAUGCACAACUCUCCUGUGACAGUGAAGAACGUCUUUCUGUACAACCGCCCACUGAAUCCCACUGAGAUGACUGCAAUCAAGGAAAGGAAACCCGUUCCAAAGAGAGCUCCGGAACCACAAGCAGGAGGUGUUCCUCAAACCAUCGCAUCUGCUGUGUCUGGCCCAGAGAAAAAUUCCGCAGCUCCAGCGGUGCCCAUGAAAUUGGACUCCCAUGCAGUUGAAGAAGCGAGCGAGGGUGGAGCGGCAAAGAGGAAUGCCUCUUGGAAUGAGGGUGCACAAUUCGUUGUGCCAGAGGUGAGCUUGAAUUCUGCUGGGAGCGGACUGCUGCCAUCGCUGCUUCUGCUUCUGUUGGGACUGUGGGGUUUUGCGGCUCUGUGA